Dermacentor silvarum is the source of this 538-nucleotide messenger RNA. RefSeq lists its product as uncharacterized. The transcript has 4 exons. Gene Ontology annotation, molecular function: oxidoreductase activity. Lineage: Eukaryota; Metazoa; Arthropoda; Arachnida; Ixodida; Ixodidae. The record is from RefSeq and is a predicted model, not a curated record. The coding region runs from base 158 to 538 and encodes 126 amino acids.
UCAACUCCAGUUGUACUGCUCACCGGCAAAAGGGGUACAACAGCUUUAGAGAACAACCCGCAGCUUGCGUCCCUGACGCUUAGCUUGGACCAGCCGACUCAAGGGGGAGACCCGCGAACGAUUUGAUCUUCGCAAAAUCUCAGGAGAGACGCCGACCAUGGAUGGCUACAGCAUCUUGGUUUCUUCAUCGACAAGUCCCGAGCCGGUCAGAACCCUGGCCGACAUCGAGAGGAUGGGGCUGGCAAAACUGAGCCCCGGACCUCGUUUCUACUACAGCAUGGGCGCCGACGAGAAGCAGACACUGACGGAGAACGUGAACGCCUUUAAGAGGCUCCGCCUUCUGCCGAGGCUCCUGAGGGGCGUAGUGGACCGAAGCUUGGAGACCGUGUUGCUGGAACAGCGUGUAUCGAUGCCCAUCGGAAUAGCGCCCACAGCGUUUCACAAGAUGGCCCACCCCGACGGAGAAGCCGCCACUGCGAAAGGGCACCCACUUGCCAGGCUCGGCCAUGAGCAUGACGGCAAGAGGACGACCACAUGA